UUGCUUCAGUUGUCUUCUUUAGCAAAUUUGUCUCUCUUUAGUUGCCGGCGUGCAUAUUUAGUAUUAAAGCUAAAAUGUUGUAUUAUUGCAAUCUCUUGAAUUAUGCUCAUGCAUCCUGAAUGUAUAUAUUCCAUAAUAAAAGAGUAAAGGCUGUAGAGUGCAAUUUCCUUCUGCUGCAUCAUCACAGUUUCAAAACAUAUUGCCUACAAACCAGGAAGAUUUGCAUAUAUGUGGAGCAUGCAAGCAGAAUUUUUCUGACAUCAGCCUCUUCGUGGAGCACAAACACGCGGGCUGCAUUAGGAAUACUCAGAAGCCUCCAGGCACCGCGUCUGCCUUACUGGGGCAGUCCACUAUGGGUUACGUAAGCACCACAUCAUCUUCAGGUGGUGAAGAUUCAACCUCCCCCUCUCCUAUAGGACCACCGAUAUUUCGAGUUAUCGUUGAUGGCUCAAAUUUAUCGAUGCAGCCAGGAACUGGCAAUUCAAGACAUACUUUGUCAUGCAGAGAAAAUGGUGAUUCCCAGAUACUCCGAUCUCGAUUGCUCGGGAUUCAGAAUGACCAGCAGCUGGCAGUGAAUCAACAGAACAUUGCUGGCAACUCAGGAGGAAUGCAGGCUAUUGUUAUGCAACAACAUUCUAGACGGGAAUUUCAAAUUGAUGAGGAGGCAGUAGCUACAAUUCUUGCCAACCAGCUUGCCAAUGAGGAUGUUACAUCAACCCACGUGAAUAUGUCUCCCUCAAGAACAGCACCCAUACUUGUUUUAGGAAAUAUGGGUAGUGAAAUGAUUGUACGAGAGUCAAGAGAAUCAUUGGACCUUGGAUCCCUAGGUCUUCCAGGAGACGCAGUAGUAACACUUGAAUUAGAAUCUGAACCAAAACGAUGCUGCAGCAACAAAGACAUUGGUCAUACAGAGUCAAGUCAACCUACAAGGAAAAUUGUUUCAGGGGAGUUAAAAGACAAACUCUGGGCUCAGGCAAGUGAAAAAGAUUUGCCUGAAGACCAGUUGCAUCUUACCACAUCAUCUGUGCCCUGUUCACUGUCAGCUGGUACAGCUGACAUCUCUCCACCUAUAGUAGGAUUCUCUUCUAUGUCGAGAUCACGUACCAAGAAGAGACAUGAUUGUACGUUUGACGGUUGUGGCUUCUCUACAUGCUACCUGAAAGAUCUGGUUCGUCACAUGAGGCGGCACACAGGUGAACGUCCAUUCCAGUGUGAAACGUGUCAACGGUCAUUUAGCCGAGGUGACAAAUUGCAGAUGCACUUACGCAUACAUUCAGGUGUUAAGCCUCAUCAUUGUGACCAGUGUGGUUAUGCCACCAUAGACAGAGGCAGUUUGCGAAAACACAUGCGCAUCCAUAAUGAUGAACGUCCAUACAAGUGCCAGAUUUGUCCGUAUAGAUCCAGAGAUUCAUCUCAGCUUACGGUUCACUUACGGACCCAUACAGGUGAUAAUCCAUUUGUGUGUCCAUAUGAGUCAUGUUCCUCAGCAUUCAAGACAAGUUCAGACCUCAAGAGGCAUGCCAGAAUGCAUACUGGAGAGAAACCAUUUACCUGUGAAUUCUGUGAUUAUAAAUGUGCCAUAAAAUCAAAUCUCCAAGUCCACUUACGGCUUAACCACACAGAAGUGAAAUCAAUUCCAUGCAGUAGCUGCAAUCAUGUAUCCACAUCAAAAAGAGCUGCAAAGGAACAUGACAAGAUUCAUGCUGAUGAGGUCCUCAAGUGUGGCAUUUGUGCCUAUACGUGCAUUAGCACUGCAAGUAUGAAGAGCCACUUGAGAAUACACACACAAGACAAACGUUUUUCAUGCAAACAUUGUCAGUACACCUGCAGGCAACAGGGAAAUCUUAAGACUCACAUGAAGAAGAAACAUCUUGAUUUGAGAGUUUCUAAAAGGGGGAAGGGCGCUACAAAAGAUUCAGUAGCAGGAAAAGUUGGGUCUUCCACAUGCAAUUUGCCAAAGUCCCUAAUUCACUGCAAGCCAUUUUGCUACAAGUCAUACAGAUGCACGUGUUGUGAUGCGGCGUUUGUCCGUGAGGAUUCUUGGAGGAGUCACAUGAGGCAACACCAAGCCCAAGAAUCAGUUCUUUCAAGUACUGUUUCAGCUGCAGAAAGCAGUCUGGUAUCAGACUUGGAAAGCUGUGAGCAACAAAGGGCUGUUACCUUGUUGGGAACAGACAGUCUGCGUGCUGCUGCCGAUCUCCUUGAUCAAGAACAAUUUAUGUUGUCUCUAGAUAAUCAGAACACAGGUUCUAAGGAAGUAAUGAAGAUAGACCAGCAGUUUCAGAAAUCAAAAGACAUAUCACUUCCAGAAUCAGGUAGCAGGUCAAGAGAACUGAAGGAAGGUUGUGACAAGAGAGGGCAGCUAGUAUCUGCAGACGAACAAGACGCAACUCAGCCAAUGUUACUUUAUGUUCAGAACUCAUCAUUGCCAGAAGGUAAUGUCGACGACAGUUUACGUAAUGCUGAAAUAUUAGCGUCACUCAACCAAGCAGCUCCAAUUCUGGUGACUGGUCGUUGUGGUCAGUACAUUACUUUACCUACAGACCAGAAUCUUGUGGAGCAACUGGCAGCAUCCCUCCACCCUGGCACGGCGUAUCAAUAUGUUCUGUCCAAUCCAUUGGGAAAUGAUGGGGCAUUUAUCCAAACUGCUUCUGGCAGUGACUCUGAACUUGCAUCUCACAUCGAUAGUGCUGUCCACAUCCCAUCCAUAAUAUCUCUGCAUAUGGAUAAACAGUCAGUGGUUGAAGAUAAAAACUGACAGACCUUUUGGAUUUUGAAGUAUUCUAAAAUGAGUGAUUGGUUGUUGGAGAAGUGAAAGUGGGAAUGAAACUAUGCAUAUGUUAACUGAGGCGUAUGGUGCUGAUGCUACAAAAAAGUUGAGUCUUUGAGUUACGUGGAAGGCUUGAAGAGGUAUGGAAAGACAUGAAAGACGACGAAAGAACUGGACGUCUGAAAACUCGCCGUACAGAUGAAAAUGUGAAAAAAGUACGGAAAUUGGUUUGUUCUGACAGAUGAUUUUAAAAAUGUACAAAUGAUGGCAGAGGAACUGAAUUUAGAUAGAUAAACUGAGAGGAAGAUUUUGACUGAAAAUUUUGGAAAUGAAAGUUUCAGCAAAGAUGGUGCUUAUAACGUUCUCACUGUCUAGGAAUUUUUGGCCAAAAAAUCAAUAAUGAAAUAGGACCAUCCGUCAUAUUUGCCAGAUUUUGCUGCAUGUGACUUUUUGCUAUUCCCAGAACUGAAGGCUGCUUUGAAGGACCACAGAUUUUUAGACAUUGCCAACUUUCAGGGAUGUGUGAAGUCCAUCCUGAAGAGCAUUCUAGAAGAGGAGUUCCAGGAAUGUUCCAACUCAUUGUGUAUUGGUGCACAAGGAGGCUACUCUGUAGGAGACAGCAUUCAUUAGUAUAAAUAAUUAAAUACAACGUUUAUGAGGUCAUUGCGGGAAUUUAAUUGUUGCACCUUCCAUGCCAGUGGACAGCGACUGAAGUGCUGGAGAAUCUUAUCUCCCUCAUGACUGAAAUACUUUCCUCAUUCUUUAAACAAUUAUAUUAAAAUGAUGUUGAGUUUAUAUUUUUUUCUGCGUGGUUGAAGUCACUGAUGGUCUUGGAGUUGGCUAUAGUUCCAUGUAUGGUUUGAUAGACAUCUUGUUUUUAAUGUAUGCGGGAAACACUAAUCUAGAAGUUUCACAUAAUUGUUUGUUUAAUUUUUUUUUGUUUGCUGCUGAAAGUGGACACACUGACCAUUCUUCCAUUUAAAUUAUUUCAGUGUUUAUGAUAAUGUGAGGCUGAAUUUGCAGAGGGUUAGGUAAUCAAGGUUUGCUGAACUGCGACUAACAGACAGUUCUUUGUCCCUAUCCCUGACUUAACUCAUGUGGACCUGGUGUUGCAAGAUUGCUACUUUUGUGACUAGUUUGAUAAAUUUUACAUUUGCUAAUUUAAAAUGAAUUUACAGAAUGAAGUUAUAUGUUUUAAAGCAUAAAAUUUUUCUACGAUUUUAUAAAAUAACAAUGUUAUUCGUGGUGCUGACAAAACAAAUGUUUGAUCUUGUUUUUUUUUACAGUUUGAUGUCUGAAGGAACAGCAUUAUCAGAUUUGAUAAAUUGAAGUAUCGGAGUAAUUAUUUGUUAUCUAUUUCUAGCCAUGUUGUACUUAUUGAGUACACGAAAUUUUAAUUGGUUUUAGAAAAAUUCCAGUUUUAUAAUUUCCAUUCAGUGUGACUUAAAAAUAAGACCAUUUCAUGUUAAAUUAGCGGUUUUCAAAGAGUCGUAAAAGUAUACUAAAUACUGCAUUGUUUUCGUUCUUUCCAUUUCCAAGAUUUUCUUAUUUUGUGUAUGUUAGUACUGGAAGCUCUGUGGGACCAACUAACCUUUGUUAACAUAGACACAGUCUUUGUAAAAUAGUUUCCACAUCUACCUCAGUUUCUGAAGUGCAGUGUGCAACUGCUGGUUUGAAUCACUAGCUACACAUUAGUAAGACAAGAAAAUGCGGUGUGGAUUGAAACAUGUAAUUGUAAAAUUUUAAUGCUGUAUUUUAUGACAAAUGAAGGAUUUUGUGUCAGAUAAUGUAUAGUUUUGUAUUAAUUGUUACUUACUUAUUUGUAAAUAUUGUAUUUAUUUGUAAAUAUUUGUAUGUGGUGGUCAGUUGUAAUUAUCCAUAUAAAACGCUGGAAUAUUGUUUUUA
Molecule: messenger RNA, 4675 nt
Organism: Zootermopsis nevadensis
Lineage: Eukaryota; Metazoa; Arthropoda; Insecta; Blattodea; Termopsidae
Biological process (GO): positive regulation of transcription by RNA polymerase II
Cellular component (GO): nucleus
Molecular function (GO): DNA-binding transcription factor activity, RNA polymerase II-specific; sequence-specific DNA binding
Source: RefSeq, a predicted model, not a curated record